Messenger RNA from Mytilinidion resinicola, 852 nucleotides. RefSeq lists its product as uncharacterized. The record is from RefSeq and is a predicted model, not a curated record. The transcript is spliced from 2 exons. Gene Ontology annotation, cellular component: membrane; cytoplasm; mitochondrion. Lineage: Eukaryota; Fungi; Ascomycota; Dothideomycetes; Mytilinidiales; Mytilinidiaceae. The coding region runs from base 1 to 852 and encodes 283 amino acids.
AUGCGCCGCACAACUAGCGCCUGCGCGCGCAUCCUCUUUGAGCGCAGCAAAUGCUUGCCUCGUCCUCAAACCCGAUUCAAAUCUACCAACACCAAUGCGACUCCCACCGAAUCGAGCCCGAAGACCAUUCCAGGACCCUCUUGGGUCUGGCUGGAGCCUAUAGCGACGCCGUUCCGCGCGUAUGGACGAGCGCAGCAGCGAAGACCGUAUGUCACGCAGUUACUUAGCUCGUUAGCUAUAUACUUCUGCGGGGAUCUGUCAGCGCAGCGGAUUUCCCCGAGCCCUACGACGUCCGACACGACAAAGACUGUAACGGGACAAGACAAUGAGGAAGGGGAAGAGCAGACAUCGGAGCGGAAAUGGGAUCCCGCGAGGACAGGACGCGCCUUGUUGAUCGGAGGAAUCAGCUCGAUUCCGUCAUAUCGGUGGUUCCUCUGGCUCGGGAACUCGUUCAACUACUCGUCGAAGCUGCUCUCGCUGAGCACCAAGGUCUUCGUGAACCAGGUCGCGUUCACGCCCAUCUUCAACUGCUACUUCUUUGCGAUGCAGAGCGCGCUUACGGGAGCCACGCCGGCGGAGAUAGUGAGAAGGGUUCAAGACACGGUGCCUGUCAGCUGGGUCAACAGCUGCAAGAUCUGGCCGGCCGUGACGGCUUUCAGUUUCACGUUCGUCCCGUUCCAGUAUAGGAGUAUUUUUGCUGGUGUCAUUGCUGUCGGUUGGCAAACUUAUCUUUCAAUUCUAAAUCAACGGGCUGCUGCAAAGGAGGAGUCCGAGCACGAACGCGAGGCAAUUCACCCUCCGUCCCCGGCUCCAGCCACUCAGGAAGCAGAGAAACAACGUGCCCUGGUCUAG